Molecule: messenger RNA, 855 nt
Organism: Prorocentrum cordatum
Lineage: Eukaryota; Dinophyceae; Prorocentrales; Prorocentraceae
Source: the annotation of a GenBank genome assembly
AUGCGGGAGGCGAAGCUUGAGCCCGACGUCAUCAGCCAGAGCGCUGGGAUCAGCGCGUGCGAGAAGGGCGGGCAGUGGCAGCGGGCUCUUGCGCUGCUGAGCGAGAUGUGGGAGGCGAAGCUGGAGCCCAACGUCAUCAGCUACAACGCUGGGAUCAGCGCGUGCGAGAAAGGCGAGCAAUGGCAGCGGGCGCUUGCGUUGCUGAGCGAGAUGUGGGAGGUGAGGCUGGAGCCCGACGUCAUCAGCUACAGCGCUGGGAUCAGCGCGUGCGAGAACGGCGAGCAGUGGCAGCGGGCGCUUGCGCUGCUGAGCCGAGAUGCGGGAGGCGAAGCCAGAGCCCAACGCAGCCAGCUACAGCCCUGCGAUCGUCGCCCUGCUCCGCAGAAGCGAUGUGACAGGCUGAUGAAGCCGCUUCAACGCUGGCAGCGGGCUCUGGCGCUGUUCAGCGAGAUGUUCGAGCCGAAGCUGGUGCCCGACGUCACCAGCUACAACGCUGGGUUCAGCACGUGCGCGCAGGACGAGCAGUGGCAGAAGGCCCUGGCGCGGCCGAGUGAGAUGCGGGAGGCGAGGCCACAGCCCGACGCAGCCAGCUACAGCCCUGCGAUCGUCGUUCUGCUGCGGAGAGACGAUACGACAGGCCAGUCAGCCACACCGCUGAGGAACAGCGCUCGAGUGAAAGGUGGUCAGUGGCUGCGGGCCCUGGCGUUGUUGGACGAGAUGUGGGAGCCGAUGUUGGAUUUCGGACGUUAUCCUAACUUUAGCGGUGUGAUCACUGGGUGCAAGAAAAGACGGGAAGUGGCGGCCAACGCAGACGCAGAGCCUUCCAAGACACCUCACUCCCCGACGCCAAGGUAG